GACAAGGCGUCUACGAUUGAUAAAAACUUCUACAACAUUCCAUCAGCGGUUGAAAAUGUGGACAGCAUUAGGUUUGUACGCUUUUGGACCAACUUACAAAGAUCUUAGAGAAUACAAGAAGCUACAAAGAUACCGGAAAACGAAAGGCGAUAGAGCUGUUUAUAUUCCAGAGGAAGCAUUUGCUGUUGGUGAAGAAUAUCUUCCUUAUCUUGAUGAGGUCAGAAUCCAAGAGCAACCUCAAAAUUUUCAAGAUGGCUCUUCUGUUUCGUAUGAAUCAGAAGGUAUCAAGUUUAAAUAUUCAAUGGGAGGAAAUAUCAAGUUAUACGAUGACCACAUCGCUUUAACAAGUCCAAGGAAGAAAGUGAAAAUUGGCAAGUAUUCUUACCAAAUACUGGACAAUACUAUGGAAAGCUCUUUGAACAACUCGCCGGCGCGAAGCGUGCUAUCUGCGAAUUUUGGCACCUUGGAUAUGACACCGAAGAUUUUUAGUUCACCAGUAAAGAGUGGUCUAGAAGUAAACGCGAAAAAUGCUCAGGGUAGAACAGAGACAUUGGAUGAAAGUAAACCGGAAAAUGGAAAGACAAAUUCUGAUUUGCAAAUUCAAGCGGUGUUGGAACGAUUAAGGCUGGCAGAUGAUGAAACAAAACAGCUGUCCAAAAGUAACCCAACAUCUUCGAGUAUUGCCGAUAGUAUAGCAAAAGUUGAUUCGUGGAGAACGGAUUUUAACAACUGCAACAGUCCUUCGCAUAACGCCGAAGAGGUGAAUUCAGGGGACACCGACUUUCGGCAAGAAAACACAUCGUCUGGAAAUGGCGCGAGAGUAAGAGAUUAUUCUCCGAUUCGGACAACACCAGCAAUGGAAAAUCUUUCAAAAUUAAAAGAUGAUAAAACACCCAGUAUUGAGGCUAGAACUGAAAGUUAUCCAAUUAGGACGUCCGAGGAGAAGAUUUUUGGCGAACCAGAAGUUAUGGAGAUUGACGUGAGCUCAAGAAAUGAAACUGGAAAUAAGAAUUUUGACGCGAAAAGAGGAGAAAUGCAGGAUCCCGAAAGAAUGAACCGAUAUAAUCGGACAUUGCUCUACGUUAGUGAACAAAAUGAGACAUUGCAUAAUGGAGACUACAACGAAUUAAACGUUGAUUUGUCAGACUUGAGUUCAGACGUGUUUACAGACAGCGAAAUACCCACAUCCGGGUUCUUAUCGCAGUCACGUGAUGGAAAGAGCGACUUAGAUUUUUACCCAGACUCCCCGACAACAGAACAAGCUUUCUCAAAGACUCCUUGUAGUUCCAGAAAAAACAGCUUGGAUUCAUACAUUUCUGGCGACAGCAUGUCCGCUACUGAAAUGAACCAAAGAACGGGGAUACAGAAAAACCUGCACCAGAUGGUAUCAAAUGGGGAGGUACAUUCAAAUUCAUACAUAAAACAAAAUGGCAGAGCAAAACAGCAACAAGGCGUUAGAACAAAAGCAUCGGACGGGAAAUCUCACCAACUGAAAUGUCGACAAGGAGCGAAGACAGUCGAGUCGAAGAAGAUGGAUUUCAACAAGAAAGCGAAGUCUAAAGUAAAUUCCUUCAGCAAUAUUGGGCACGUGCCAGGAGGAGGGCGAGUGAAGAUUCAGCAAAGUAAAUUGGGUCAGUCUAGACGGGUAGAACCCAGAACGGACACUCAUGGGGUUGAGGCGUACAGUAACUUACCCUCCGAAUUUCAAGAAAUUGCAAAACGUCUCGCUAAACAGGACAGGCAACUUCGAAAUUCUAAAAUUAGUGGCAGCAGUUUAAAUGGCAGAAGCCGAACUCGCUCGCGAAGAUCAAGCCGUGGCUCUAGUCGAACAGGAAGCGUUAGUCCCGAUCGAAGAUCAACUUCCAAACCGAAUUUCAGGUUGGGGACUCUUACAGGUUCCUCGUUUAACCUCAACACUUCGACUACAAGCCUUGGACACAGCUCACCCAACAAAGCUUCCAGACGACCCGUAGUAAACAGAUCACCCAGCAUACGAUCCAGGCCAACAACACCAAGCUUGAGUCGCUCACAUCCAGCUACUUAUGUCACGCCAUACGAUUCCCGGUCACGGCCUUCUUCCAGACCGUCCUCUCGUCCAAACUCGCGUCCAACCUCCCCCGUUUCGCUGUCAAGAAACGCAUCACCUACGAAUGGAGGGCGUUCACGUGGAUCGUCGCCUGUUCCGACCAGUCGAAAAUCAUCGACGCUGAGCCGAACUUCGCCGAAUGCUAAUCGGUCAAAGAAAAAGAUGGCAAAUGGAAUGGGCGGAAGAUCUAUGAAUUUCAACGCGCUGACUAGCGUGGAAAUCGGCCUUGCAUCGGGAUCGGUAUUUCAAGUGAUUCCAGUUCAUAAGUAACACGGAACAUUGAGAGAAGCUUUGUUUGCAUUACCCGAUGUAACUGUCAUUGACUAUCCCAAAGCAUCUCGUGAAGCCAACACAGGCAGCUGAAAAACUGAACUUUAGGUGCUUCGCCCAUGCUCUCUCAAUCACGGAACGGAUUUUAAUGUUGUCUUUAAUAGCUGCUGGCCAGCUUUAACUAUAUCAAGAGUUUAACAGGUCUUGUUAUUCGUUUUUGAUGUCUGUUUAACCUCGUAUGGAAAAGCAAAGAGAGGGGCUUCAUAUAUCAACGAAACAUAUAUAUGAUAAGGAAGAGAAAAAUGAGAUUGAAAAUAUGUUACUUGGUAGAGACAGGUUGCUUGGCAACUGAUACCAUCAUCCUCGUCCUCGAUUGAGCUUGGUGACCGCUCACAUAAUCUGUAUCCUCAGUUUUGAGUACACCUCUAAAGCCCCGACAGCAAGAAGAGGAAUAAGCUUGAAAAGAAGCAAAAUUGCUAGACUGCAUCCUUGGGUAUGCGCAUAAGAAUCUAGUUAUCACGCUAGAAAAAACAGUGGGUGUCUGCUUCUCGAAAAGUUCCCAGUACGCUCAAAUUUAUCGGGUUUGCAGAGCUAACGUUCACGCUAAAACCCGUUUUCGAUAGACAAUUUUUCCAAAUCAGUAUGGAUGUCGGGCCUAAGAUAAUUAAUCAAAGGUAUUAGGGAAAAUAGUGAUUACAAAUUAACAGUGCUUUAUUGAUGUGAAAAGACUUCAUCACAUAUUUUCUUGUUAUACCACACAUAGUUCAUCGCUAAAUUUUGUAGCUAAAAAAGGAUAAUGCUGUAAUCACGAUCGUACGUUCAAAAUGAAAUGAUUUUGUACGAAAAUGUCAUGAAUUUUCAUCAAUUCAAAUAAACUUGUCACUUAAAGACCUUCAAAUUGGUUUAAUAAACUCAGUCAAUUGCUUUUGCAGCCAAAGGUAUUCACUGGCCAUUACAUGAAAUACAACAAUAACUAAUUCCCUCAAAGCAUAGUUUGGAGAGAUGGCGAGCGAAUUUGAUUUCAAUUUGAACGUGGGGUAAUCCUGUAAACUGAUCGCCCGGCUGGGCGUGGUCCUGAGAGGGACUGUUGUCGGUACUGGUGACCGACGUUUCGACCUCCUGAGCGGAAGUCAUCAUCCGAGUCAACUGAGGAGUUGUUGUCAGUCGAGUAUCAUAUGUCCUGUUCGUGUCAACUAAUUGGUUUCUCCGCGAUGCUAUUGUUUAUUGAUUUGAUUAUGUCAUCCAUUAUUAAUGUACAGAGACCCUGUUGAUAAAGCGGACACCCUGUUUUUGGCGGACACUGACUAGGUCUGACCAAUAGUCCCGAUUUUAUCCACCCAUUAGCCUGCUUGCAGGCAAUAGUAUUUGGCAUGCGUGAGAUUCAGCGCGGCGUAUUUUUUCAGUCGCCAUAUUGGACCGGUGGAAGA
Messenger RNA from Stylophora pistillata, 3783 nucleotides. RefSeq lists its product as uncharacterized. Gene Ontology annotation, molecular function: tubulin binding. Lineage: Eukaryota; Metazoa; Cnidaria; Anthozoa; Scleractinia; Pocilloporidae. The record is from RefSeq and is a predicted model, not a curated record.